AUGGCGUUCCUGGUGGCAGUUCUCGUUCUAGCGGCAUGUCUGGAGGGCACAUUUGCACAAUUUGGUUGUACAAAUGCCAAAAGCAGUGAUCGUGCCAGAAAAAUGUUCCAAGAUGCUCACAAUGAUGCUAGAAGAAGUAUGGCAAAAGGAUUGGAGCCCAACAAGUGUGGAAUGCUGUCAGAAGGAAAGAAUGUGUACGAACUGAGAUGGGAUUGUGAAAUGGAAGCCAAGGCACAAACCUGGGCUGACGGAUGUCCAUCGGGAUUCCAGAGUUCCGAUCCAACCUACGGACAGAAUAUUAUGACCUUCUCUGGAACGUUCGCAGAUCCAGUUGCCACUGCCGCUUCAGCUGUGAACUCCUGGUGGGCCCAAGUUCGAUCCGGUGGACUUACUGACCCUGAUAACAAGUACACAAGCAGUUCUAUUUUUGCUUUCUCCAAUAUGGCUAACGGAAAAGCAACUGCUAUUGGAUGUGCCUAUGCAAUCUGUGGAACCACACUAUCAGUCAAUUGCCUUUACAACAAAAUCGGAUACAUGACCAACGCUAUCAUCUACGAGAAGGGAACUGCCUGUGCCGCCAAUUCUGACUGCACCACCUAUGCCGACUCCGAGUGCCGAAACGGUCUUUGCUACCAACCACCCGUUGCUCCCGUUGUUGAGACCUUUAAUAUGUGUCCAGGAGUCACUGAUCAAUCCGACCAGGCCCGUCAAAAGUUCUUGGACACCCACAACAAGUUAAGAUCUAGCCUUGCCAAGGGACUAGAAGCAGAUGGGAUCGCCGCUGGAGCAUUCGCACCACAGGCCAAACAAAUGAUCAAACAAAAAUACAGCUGCACAAUUGAAGCAAACGCGAGAACAUGGGCUCAAGGUUGUUUGUACCAACAUUCGACAAAUGCUCAAAGACCAGGAUGGGGAGAGAACUUGUACAAAAUUAGUAUCAACAAUAUGCCAAAGAUUCAAACUGCUGAAGACUCCUCAUUGGCCUGGUGGUCUGAGCUCAAGGACUUUGGAGUUGGAUCGGAUAACAUUCUGACAGAUGCAGUUUGGGCUCGCGGAGUUGGUCAUUACACUCAAAUGGCAUGGGAGUCAACCACUGAAAUUGGGUGUUUUGUUCAGAACUGUCCAACAUUCACCUACUCUGUCUGCCAAUAUGGACCAGCUGGAAACUACAUGAAUCAACUUAUCUACACAAAGGGAGCCCCAUGUACCGCCGACGCCGACUGCCCCGGAACUCAAACGUGCAGUGUUGCCGAAGCUCUAUGUGUUAUUCCUUAG
Molecule: messenger RNA, 1275 nt
Organism: Caenorhabditis briggsae
Lineage: Eukaryota; Metazoa; Nematoda; Chromadorea; Rhabditida; Rhabditidae
Gene: Cbr-vap-1
Product: Protein CBR-VAP-1
Exons: 7
Coding region: 1-1275 (424 amino acids)
Cellular component (GO): extracellular region
Source: RefSeq, a predicted model, not a curated record